AGGCCAUUGUUUCGUCCAACUCGGAGGCGUGUCAUGGCGUUGUUGUGUUCCUACUGUGUGUUCUAUAUGGUGUUAUGUAUAUGGAGUACUAUUGGGGAAUCUGCUAAGGUUUCAGGAUUAGGCUAUGCAGUAGAUCAAGAAAUAAGUGAAGACGCAGAACUAAAAGACUUAGGAAGUGACCAAAGGAACCCAUAUGAAAGUGCGAAUGUAUCAAUUGAGAAUGAUUUUAUUGAGACAAGUGACUUUUUGAGGCUUUUAAGAUAUGUAAAAUUGGUUAGUGCGUUGUCUCCCGCGAAUUUCGUCAAGCGUUUAAAGAAAUUUGACGUGGAAUCGGUUAACGGUGUGGAUACAGGAGCAUGUUCAGCAGCUUUGGAUGUGUUCGAAAAAGCUUUGGUGAAGGGGGAUGUUUGGGCGCUGCAAAUGUUGGACGCCAGCUCCAAGAUACCUGUAGGUGUCUUCGGAGGUAACUUGGUCGACCUCGGAGCCUACGAUGAGUGUGUGGACAUCUCAGUCACUGGACACGUAGAUGCUGACUUCACAGGCCAACACUGCCUGGCCGUCCUCCACCUCAACUUUACCAAACCUCCUGAUUUUGCUCCUCCCGGAGUCCUGGCUGUUCUGGGCAACGCACUCGCCUACACCUUCGCUCUCUGUUUGCCGUCAUCCUGUAGCCCAGAGACUAUAGGCCUUGCACUAGAAGAUGUAGCCAACGACGUCAACCCAGCCCUGACCUCCGCUAACUUGACCAUUCAGUUCUCAGUAGAUCAGACGGACUGUCAUGUCAAGCUACGGCCGCCGCUGGACACCGCUGAGGUGGUUGGCAUAGUGGUUACAUUGUGCAGUCUUAUUGUGGUGGCUAUUUCGACUACAAUCGACUUGACAUUGGGUUACAACAAUGAGCAAGCAGAUGGUCGAGGAUUAAGCACUGGUCUCCAGUUGCUGACGUCAUUUUCUCUCUACACCAAUGGACGUCGACUCAUGGACACUCGGGUUGCUGAAGGUUCUCUCUCUGUGCUGCACGCUCUCAAGUUCCUCAGCAUCGCCUGGGUGACCCUUGGACACCGCAUCAGGUUCUCGGUCCAGGCCCCUCUGACCAAUCUGCUCAAUGUUGCUGAUUACGUCGAAGAUUGGUCGAGCAUGAUCGUGUUGAACGCCACCUUAUCAGUAGACGUGUUCUUCCUUAUCAGUGGCAUCCUGAACACGUACGUGUACAUGAACCUGGCACGGCGACGUGGCAAAACCCUCAUGUCACAUCUUGUAGGCUACGUGCACCGCUAUCUCAGGCUUACGCCAGCAUAUGGUCUGAUGAUUGUGGUGACAGCUACAUGGUUGUAUCGUACAGGGGAUGGUCCUCUGUGGGACAGACUUGUUGGGGGCGCCAAGAAUGACUGUACCCAAAACUGGUGGACGGGACUUCUGUACAUCAAUAACUAUGUCAACCCUAACAGUAAUUGUAUGAUGCAGUCGUGGUACCUAGCCGCUGAUAUGCAGCUGUUCUGGCUGUCUCCCCUGGUGUUGUACCCUCUGUGGCGUUGGCCCAGGCUGGGUCUUACGAAUCUCUUUCUUCUAGCCAUCGUAUCAAUCAUUGUUCCUUUCGUGGUGGCGUUUGUUGACCAAAUUAAAACUCCAAUCCCAAUAUCUUUUGACACAGAAAAGGUGAAUCGAGAAAUGGCAGAGCUGUACUUUCCCACUCAUACAAAGACAGUUUCAUAUUUCAUCGGAAUUCUGACUGGGUACAUUUUACACCUUCAUAGAGCAAAUAAAAUAAGAAUGGAAAUUCAUUGGGUCAAGAAACUGGGAUUAUGGUACCUAGCAGUCGCAUUUCUAGGCUACGGACUGUUUGGAGGCUACUACAUAUUCCAGCUGGACAGUGAUUAUGACCAAUGGCAAUCGUCCUUCUACAUUGGAGUCUACAGGUUCUUUUGGUCUGUUGGUCUCGCAUGGGUCAUCCUAGCUUGCACCACUGGACACGGUGGUUUCCUGAACAGCUGGUUAUCAUUGAAGAUAUUUGCGCCUCUCGGACGUCUAACCUACGCUAUAUACUUGACACAUGUAGCUGUAAUACUGUACGGUGUUGGAAGCCUGCGUCAGCCACAGCACUUUACCUACUUCGAAAUGAUCCACAAGUUUUUGGGUGACUUUGUCAUUGCGAUAUUCCUAGCAAUAAUACUUUCCCUGACUAUCGAGGCUCCAAUUAUGGUUCUGGAGAAAAUACUACUCAAAGACAGACGAGACGCUCCCCGUAGAGUUGGCACUAUCGCAGAUUCAACAGCAACUUUGACGAACAACGAUCUGCACCAUCAAGCAUAAUGAUUUCAUUGAUAAAAUAGAUAUGAAAUCUGUCUAAUACUCAUUUUAGUGUCUGUAAAUAAAUAGUUUUUUUU
Macrosteles quadrilineatus (aster leafhopper) is the source of this 2384-nucleotide messenger RNA. Its product is annotated as nose resistant to fluoxetine protein 6-like. The transcript has 13 exons. The record is from RefSeq and is a predicted model, not a curated record. Bases 34 to 2310 code for a protein of 758 amino acids. NCBI's taxonomy places the organism in Eukaryota, Metazoa, Arthropoda, Insecta, Hemiptera, Cicadellidae. Gene Ontology annotation, molecular function: acyltransferase activity, transferring groups other than amino-acyl groups.